This is a messenger RNA of Zea mays, 2989 nucleotides long. Its product is annotated as DEAD-box ATP-dependent RNA helicase 7. The transcript has 8 exons. Gene Ontology annotation, molecular function: RNA binding; RNA helicase activity; ATP binding. The coding region runs from base 2002 to 2592 and encodes 196 amino acids. Lineage: Eukaryota; Viridiplantae; Streptophyta; Magnoliopsida; Poales; Poaceae. The record is from RefSeq and is a predicted model, not a curated record.
UCCUCAUGCCAAAUCAGCCGCUAGGGCUGCAUUCAUCCACCUCGUGCUUAUCGCCUACCCCAACUCCGACUCCUGCUCGUCUCGUCGCUCGCCGCUCGCCGCCUCGUCCAGCUCUCUCCGCCCCUCCGGACUAGCCUAGCCCCUCCCGCUCACCGCGUCGUCUCCAGAAUCUGGCCUACGACCGUUGACGGCUGGUGCCCCCUCCGGCGAUCGGUGGUCAUGGUCCGUCCUUGCUCACCCCGUUCGGAUCCGCUAUGCGCGAGCCUCCCCUUCCCUAAUCACGCGCCCCCCUGCCCCAGCGAUCCGCAGCUGCCGCCCCCUGUCCCACCGAUCCGCGGCUGCCGCCUCCUCCUUCCCCUAAUCACGCCCCCCGGUCCCGUUGAUCCAUAGUUGUCGCCUCCCCCAACCCCUAAUCACGCGCGUCUCGCUCCCGCCGAUCCGCGGAUCGGCUCUGCUCCAACCCUCCUCCGUCCCUGAGAUGCAAGCGAGCACCACGGGGGAUUUCUCCCUUGAGGUGUUGCCUGAGAGGUGCUGCUGACCGAGUAGCAUCAUUGAAGAGUUACUGUCGAGCACUUGGAUUAUGUGAUCGAUGUGCAGAGAAGUGGUUCCAAGGGCACAAGUGUGCCAACACGGUGCAACUUCACACCAUUGAGGAAGUCUAGGAUUUGCUCACCUUGGAUGAAGCUACAGUGGAAGUCAUUGAACCAACAGAGGAACUGAUGAUGGUUGUCGUAUCCCUGUCUAAUGCGGCAUGGUCCGGAUCUGACACAAUAUCAACCAUGAGAUUACAGGGUCAGAUUCAGCAACAUAAUCUCUUGGUUCUUAUUGAUUCAGGGUCUUCACAUACUUUCCUCAAUGACAGUCGUCGACCACUAUUGUUUGGAGUCCAAGAAUUGACAACACUAAUUACAGUUUAGGUUGCUAAUGGCCAAGUUAUUACCUGCUCACACCACCUUCCAGCAGCUCAAUGGACCAUCGGUAUAGCCCGAUGAGAGUGGAUUGGACAAACAUGUGGAUGGUUAUUUCUUACCAGGAAAAUACUAUCUACCUUCAGGGUAUCAGGUCUUCCUUACUAGUGGGAAUGGUGGUGGAAUUAUUGUUACUAUCUGAAACAUCAUUAUCCACAUCUAACUCUAGCAUAGCAGCUGUUGCAGUGGAUUCCAGAGUGCAAGCUGUACUCGACAGUUAUCCUAGCAUUUUCAUCGAUCCAGUGGGACUCCUACCAACCCGCCCGUGUGAUCAUUCAAUUUCAUUGAUCCCCGGUGCCCAGCUGUUCCACAUAAGGCCAUACCGUUACCCUCCAACCCUCAAAGAUGAAAUUGAAACUCAAGUUAAGGAAAUGCUAUCCCAGGGGGUGAUACGAAAGAGCAGCAGCCCCUUUGCAUCUCCAAUUCUCUUGUCAAAAAGAAAGACCACUCAUGGCGAUUCUGUGUAGAUUACCGUUAUUUGAAUGCCACGACGGUGAAGAGUAAAUACCCUAUGCUGAUAUUCGAUCAGUUCUUUGUGCUCAGGCACUAGGCAUGUAGAGGUAUUUUUUGUUGUUAUUUUCUCUUUAUGUGGAUGUGGUUACAAGGCUGUUGACAAAAUAUUACUACUCCAUCGUCCUCCCUCUCACCCAUAAGAUAUUUGAUAUAUUACUUUGUCCAGUCGAUGCAGCUUACAAGGCUGUUGACAAAAUAAUCCAGGUUUGUUGGCACACUUUUAAUCUUUCUUGUACGGGUACACUACUUCUAACAAUGGAAUAUGAAUGUUGUUUUUUGCGCAAAAGUUGCCUGGCUUUUAGCAUCGUUUGAUGGGUGAGGACACACAUCGCCUCCAAAUACUAGAACGCUAGGGAUAUUUGUUCUCUCAAAUAAAGCUUUACCUGUUAUAUUAUAUAAUACUUCCGUAAGAAGAGCUGUUAGUGGCUGGAGUGAAUAGAAUUUGGUUGGUCAGUGCCUCCAAGUUGUUUUAUAGGACUUUCAUAUUUGGUCGGUGCCAGAUUGGGUGAAUAAGCUCUCUAUGAGGUUUCUGAAAGUUGACAGGAAAACAGUUGAUCUUGUCGGUAAUGAGAAACUGAAGGCCAGUGCAUCUGUUAAGCACCUUGCUCUUCCUUGUAACAAGGCAGCAACGGCACAAGUUAUUCCAGACAUUAUCCGAUGUUAUAGCCAUGGAGGUCGAACCAUCAUCUUCACUGAGACGAAGGAUUCUGCAUCAGAGCUUUCUGGUAAUACUGGUGUUGCUGUCAUGCUUUAUGAGCCCAGAUAUAAGCACAGUGUCAGCAGACUAGAAAGGGAGUCUGGGGUUAAAUUUGAGCAUAUCUCUGCGCCACAACCCACUGAUGUAGCACAAUCUGCUGGCAGUGAAGCUGCAGAUGCCAUUGCGAGUGUGUCAGACAGUGUUAUUCCUAUCUUCAGGCAGCAAGCAGAGCAGUUGCUAAGCUCUUCCAGUCUGUCUGCAGCUGACUUGCUUGCCAAAGCACUUGCGAAGGCAGUUGGUUACACGGACAUAAAGAAAAGAUCAUUGUUAUCUUCCUUGGAGGAUUACAGUACACUACAUCUUCAAACUGGCAGACCGAUGUGGUCACCUGGGUUUGCUAUAACAUUCCGGUGAUCGUGUUUCUUCUUCGUCGGGGUCAUAUUUGUUCCCAUUGGUGUUAUCUUCAGUUUGACGUCGGCAACGUGGUCAUGGUGACCGGCGGGAGGAACACCGGGCGUGUAGGAGUGAUCAAGAACUGGGAGAAGCACAAGGGCAUCUUCGAGGUCAUCGACGUGCUGCUUGGAGUUUUUUGCAUGCUAUGUCUAGUUUUCUCCUAUUUGUUGUACAGGAAAACAUAGAAUGGAAUUCAAAUUUGGUGGUCGCAAAAGUGUGGAGACUUGAAUUCAUAUAAAGUUAGGCUUAACAUUAGUGCAAACAAUUGUAUUUUAGUUUAGAUUUAGAGUACACUUAUGUAUGCCUUGUUUGACAAUGCUUAUUUAUGAUAUAUUGAUUGGUACUUAUUUAUAUUAUA